Messenger RNA from Liolophura sinensis, 3426 nucleotides. RefSeq lists its product as uncharacterized. The record is from RefSeq and is a predicted model, not a curated record. The transcript has 5 exons. The coding region runs from base 479 to 2542 and encodes 687 amino acids. Lineage: Eukaryota; Metazoa; Mollusca; Polyplacophora; Chitonida; Chitonidae.
CAUACAGGGAAUAUUAUCUCGUCACAUCAGCAAAAUUUUACGGACACAGCCGAAGAUUUUGCUUUUCAAGGAAUCUUCAGUUGUAUGGGUUAAACAGUGUUAUUCAUCAAAAUCCUAUUGAAACAUAGUGUUAGGCUUACUCCGUAGGAUUUCUUUCAUAUCAUUGUAAUAUUUCUACACAAUUUGUUUUCUGACCAGAAUUGCGCUCUAAACAUUUGUUGUUACAUUUAUUAAACAAUAAUGUCUGGGGCCACUUUCACAAAGCGGCAUACGAUUUGUUAUAGGAUAUUUUGUACGUCACUGUUAACGUACAGUUGUUCUAUAUGUGCGAUAUCAUAAAAGUACGUCAUCUUUGUGAAAGUGGCCCCUGGAUUCCUUCUAGUAGGUUUGUGCAGUGACACUGAACUGUACAGACACCCUGGAGAACUGAUGCCCUUCUGGACAGGUGUGGGUGCGAUAUGGGUAGGCCUACUGGACCAUGGAUGUCACUGACCAUACUUACAGUGUUCUGUCAGGAAGUUUGUGUGGCAAUGAGUCCCCCUCUCAAGGUUGUCCGCAGAUGGAAAAGUUCAGUCAUGUGAUUACCACGUUUAUGAAGGAGCAGGGGAUUCCUGGUGCCAGUGUGGCUAUCAGUAAAAAUGGACAACUUGUCUACAAGCAAGGUUAUGGCAUAUCAGGUGCUGGGAGAAGAGUUCAGUCUGAUUCGCUGUUCCGAAUCGCCAGCAUCAGCAAAUCCCUGACUGCCAUCUGUAUCCUGAGACUAUACGAAGAAAAGAAGCUAGGCCUGGAUGCCACCGUCUUUGGCCACAAGGGGGUUCUCAGCUGGUACCGACCGUCAGGCAAGGGAGAUAAGCGGCUCCGUUUAAUCACAGUGCGCCACCUGCUGCAGCAUUCUGCAGGCUGGGACAGAGAUCAAGUGGGAGAUCCUGUGUUCUGGAGGCUGGAGAAGAUCACAGGUCAUCGCGGUCCGACGAAGACGGAUGAACUGAUUUCGUACAUGAUGACAAGGAAACUGCAGUUCUCUCCAGGUAAACGUCAUUCCUACUCCAACUUUGGCUACCUGGUGCUGGGAGCUAUCAUAGAAGCGGUGACUGGGACGUCCUAUGAGGAAUAUGUUACCCAGUUGUUCUCAGAAAGGGGCUUCAGUCCCAUGAAGAUCGGCCGAGAAAAAAAGGAUGUAGAACAGUCUGAUGAGGUGGAGUAUUUUCACAACCAGGAUCCUGUGGUGUAUCCGUCCAUAUUUGAGGAAGACGGCCUAGUGUCACCUCCGUAUGGUUCCUUUGCAAUGACGGGAACAGGGGCAUACGGGGGUUGGGUGACAUCUGCACCUGUCCUUAUCUCAGUUGUUAAUUCCCUGGAGCCAGGGGCAGGUAACUCCAUUCUGACUGCAGACUCGCUAAGGCAGAUGUUUGCACGCCCAAACUACGAGAGCAGCGUGGUGCGCAGUUGGUAUGGCCUAGGGUGGGACAUUCAGGACGCUGGGGGGUCGUGGGGGCACACGGGGGCCAUGGAGGGAACAUCAUGCACUGUCAUGCGGCACCAAUGUGGGCUGAGCUGGGCGGUGCUUUUCAAUGCCUGGGCAAAAGACAUGGACAUUGACGGCAUGAUAAAAUAUGGGCUGUCGUAUAUCGAUGAAUGGCCUCUGUGGCAACCAAGGCUGAUGGAAACAACUGGUUCACCUACGCAGAUAGUUUCGGCAGAUUCCGAAGAGGUUGUUGGUGUAUUGAUUCCACUUACCGAUGUAAAACAACACAAUAAUAAAAUGAGAUCGUGGGGUUAUUCACCAAAAAAUAUAAACGCCCUCUCGGACACAAAUGAUGUUUUCUUUAACAUUGUGUGGCGGAAGUCGUUACAUUCUUCGUAUCUGUUGUCCCAUGUUCCCUGCCAAGACCUGAAGACUGAAGUCACUCAAGGAAAGGAACAAGGCUACUCAGUUGACCUCAUGGAGGCCUACGAUUACCGCGGGGAAACUUUUCUUGCCUUAAACUUUGAAAAAAUGAUUGCAGAUGUCAACAAACUGCAAAUUAUUUACUGCGAUAAAGCCGCCAGCGAGCACGAAGCACUGCGAGCGAGCUACCAGAAAGAUGGUUUUCUCCUUGUUGGUCAGUCAGUCAUAUCACAGGAUGGUGUUCCCAAAGUGUCAGCCGUUUUCAACAAAGUUGUUCCUACAAACACCUCAACAGCAAAACAGUCACCUGUACAGCGAUCAUUCUAUAGAAUCACACCAUGCAAUUUUACUUACGAACUGGGCAGGUUUGGUGUGAACCUUGGCUCUUUUGAAUUGACAUAUUUGAAAUUUUACAAUGAUGUCGAUAAUGUCAGUGUUUCUGCUGUUUGGACUUCGCAGAAAGCCAAUGCAGCGUGUAAACAACAAACAAGUUAUUAUCAUCGGCAGGAUGUCUCUCUCUAUGGAUUUCUAUACGAAAUGAGAGAGUCGGCUGCUAAUAAUCUUCGAACUCGUUUCGUUUGCAGCUACAAGAUGGAAGGAGUCAUUAAUUUUGCAGUCAUUUGGCAGGGGGGUAACGUUGAGAAAUUGUCAUAACUAAAAAAAUUAAUGUGCUUAUAAUGUGAAUUAUGAGUGCUUCGCUAACUUUCAGUGCAAGCUUAUGAUGUGAAUUAUGAAUGCUACACUAACUUUUAGUGCAAGCUUAUAAUGUGAAUUAUGAGUGCUACACUAACUUUCAGUGCAAGCUUAUGAUGUGAAUUAUGAGUGCUACCCUAACUUUUAGUGCAAGCUUAUAAUGUGAAUUAUGAAUGCUACCCUAACUUUCAGUGCAAGCUUAUAAUGUGAAUUAUGAGUGCUUCCCUAACUUUCAGUGCAAGCUUAUGAUGUGAAUUAUGAGUGCUACCCUAACUUUCAGUGCAAUUUAUGCACAUUUAUGAUUUGAUAUUUGUGAUCAAUGAAACAACUUUGGUUGGAUUGGCUAAUUUCGGGGCUUUGCAAAAAGUAUAAUUUUAUCAAUCUACACAGAAUAAUGCCGUCAUAUGCAGAAUAUGCUUGAAUAAACACCUUACAUACAUGCGGAAAGGUUGAAGUCCAUGUAUGGAUGGUGUGAUGUCAUGUCUCUUGUCUUCUCUGCUAUACUGUGUUUGCAUAGAGAUCAUAAACUAAGACUUAAAGCAUAGAGAGUAAAACCAGACCAGCCACAACAGUGUGAUAGACGUACAGCGUAGACAGUAAAACCAGAGCAGAGACGACGGUGGGAUAGACGUACAGCAUAGAGGGUAAAACCGGAGCAGUGAUAGACGUACUGCAUGGAAAGAAACACCAGACCUGCCACGACAGUGUGAUAGACAUACAGCAUAGAAAGAAAAACCCGAGCAGUAACAACAGUGUGAUAGACGUACAGCAUAGAGAGUAAAACCAGAGCAGCGACGACAGUGUGACAGACAUACAGCAUAGAGACUAAAACCAUAGCAGUGACG